Megalobrama amblycephala (Wuchang bream) is the source of this 4449-nucleotide messenger RNA. RefSeq names its product histone deacetylase 9b (gene hdac9b). The coding region runs from base 483 to 2429 and encodes 648 amino acids. Gene Ontology annotation, cellular component: histone deacetylase complex. Gene Ontology annotation, biological process: chromatin organization. The transcript has 11 exons. Gene Ontology annotation, molecular function: histone deacetylase activity. Lineage: Eukaryota; Metazoa; Chordata; Actinopteri; Cypriniformes; Xenocyprididae. The record is from RefSeq and is a predicted model, not a curated record.
GAGAACCAUGAUGAGGAAUCAAAACCGGAAUCAUGAAAUUCUUUACAGUUACCAUUCUUAGACCUAUAAUAGUUCACAUUAGAAGAAGUCCUUUGGCCUUCAAUGACGUCAAAGCUUCUCUUCCCAACAAUGUGUCGCAAUGAUGUCACGCUGUCUAGAACAGGGUUAAGUUGUGUUAUCCAGAGGUCCAUUUGGUCUAACCUGGUCAUUCUUAAUCUCUAAACUGCCUGCUACCAGUUGAGUUGGGCGGUGUGAGUGGGUUGACCUGAGGUUUCUUUGCCGAGAGCUCGGCUGGAUGGUCGAUCAAAGUGUAUCUUUUUAAUGACUCUAGUGGGGAGGGCAAGCAGGGAAACAUAAGAUAAAUGAGAUAUCACCGUGGCGAGCGCUCCAAGCCAGCAGGUGUUUCUGAGGCUAUUUUUAGCUCCAUUAGGGCAGCGAGCCCAAUGCCUGUGACUCAUUGUUGAAGCUCAUUGGCUGACUCCAUGAGUGCUGUAAGAACACAGGCUGCUCUUUGUAAAGAGCUCUCUCAAGUCAGAAUUAAUAUUCCCCCCAUCAUUCCAGGAUGCUUAGGGUCAUCUGUUUGCCUCACUACAGAGAGCCGCAACUGUCUCUUCAAACUCGGCUCUCUUCCAAGAAGUGCCGUCACGACAACAAACCAAGUGGACAUUAAGCCAGAGGUUCCAUUGGCUCUUGAUCCAGGCUCCCCACUAGACUUACGUACAGACAUCAGGAUGCAGGGUUCUGCUUCAGACCCCACUGUGUGGGAAAGACAACUUCAACAAGAGCUGCUCCUCAUUCAGAAGCAGCAGCAGAUUCAGAAACAGUUACUCAUCAGUGAGUUCCAGAAACAGCACGAGAACCUGGUUCGCCAGCACCAGGCCCAGAUACAGGAGCAUUUGAAGCUGCAGCAGGAACUACAUGCCAUGAAGCAACAACAGGAGCAGCUGGAGAAAGAGAGGAAACUAGAGCUACAGAGUCAGGAGAGAGAACUGGAGAGACAUCGGCGUGAACAACAAGUCCUGGUCAUCCGCAACAGAGAGCGAAGCAGAGAGAGUGCAGUGGCCAGCACUGAGGUCAAGCAGAAACUCCAAGAGUUUCUGUUGAGUAAAUCCACCAAAGACGGUGUGUCAAAUGGGGUCCCCCAGAAAAUCUCACCGAGCUCCAAACUGUGGUACACGGCCUCCCAUCACACCUCUCUGGAGCAAAGUUCACCUCCUUUGGGAGGCACGUCCUCCUCCUGCAAGAUCUCCCUGCCCUCCCCACAGGACUCCCGGGACGACUUUCCUCUGAGGAAGACAGUCUCAGAGCCCAAUCUAAAGGUUCGGUCCAGAUUAAAGCAGAAGGUUGCAGAGAGGAGGAGCAGCCCGCUCCUCAGGAGGAAGGAGGGGAGUAUCAUGACACCCUUCAAAAAGAGAGCCUUGGAGCUUCUGGAAUCCACAGCCAGCAGCAGUGCACCAGGAUCAGGGCCCAGUUCACCCAACGGAGCCUGCAGUGCCUUGGGGGCUGAAAACGGACCCUCCUCACUACCAGUCACCACACGCACUGAGCGGUGGCCGUCACAGCCGAGGUUAUUAGGGCCUGAAAGCUCAAUGUCUAUGUUAAAUCUCUAUACGUCUCCAUCGCUGCCCAAUAUCUCCCUGGGUCUCUCGGCUGCCUCCUCUCCCAUCAGUGCUGCUUUAGGACUUCAGGAGAAGCAUGUUGAGGCUGGCGGGGUAUCAGCGGUCAUUCAGGGUUUGCCCGCCCAACUUCUGGGUCCAGUGCCCCUAUCUGUUGCUAUGGAAACCAAAGUGAGCAGCAGCCACCAAGCUCUCCUGCAGCACCUCCUCCAGAAGGAACAACUUCGCCACCAAAAGAUCCUUUCUACUGGUGAGAACAUCAGAGCCUUCGACAUACAAGGUCAAAGUCCUGUGCAUCCUCCCUCUCCGCUGGCCAUGAUGGAAAGCUCUCCGAGCAGCACCCGGCCCAAACUGCCUCGUCACCGGCCCUUAAACCGCACCCAAUCGGCUCCGCUGCCCCAGAGCACAUUAGCUCAACUUGUGAUUCAGCAGCAACAUCAGAACUUCCUUGAGAAGCAGAAACAGUACCAGCAACAGGUCCACAUCAACAAGAUGCUAUCAAAAUCCAUCGAGCAGCUUCGUCAGCCUAACGUCCACUUGCAGGAGUCAGAAGAGGAAGAGGAUUUUCAUGACCAUGCCAUGCAGGAGGACAGCUCGCCCUCUGGUGGCGUCAUCAGGAAGCACAGCCCCGACAGCAACCGCAGCUUCGGUUCACCCAUUGAGCCACUGGACACUCACCCUGGGGUCAUCCGGAUCAAAGAGGAACCCGAUGCCAGUGAUGAUGAGACAAUGGCCACUCAGAGCCUGGCUGACAAGCAGAGCUCCUACAUUCACCAGGUUAACGGGAGGGUGGUGAUACACGCCAUGAUAUGAAAUGACAGAUACAUCUUCACACUUGCACACGAAGGCACAGGCUGACAUACACGCGACAUGCUUACAUUGCUUUGGGAGCUUCGGAACUGGUCUCAUUCGUGAACUUGUGAAGUGAUCUGUGUAUUGUACGUUGUAUGUUUUGUAUAUAAUUGAAUAAGAUGAGAAUUUAGCCGACUUUGGUCUUUUAAAUGCUAAGAAGCAGUUUUUGAUUGUUUGUUGAAAUAAUAAUUUAAGAAAUUCUUUCUACUUUCUAUCCACCCUUUGAGAAACAGCAACUCAAAGCUCUUCUAGGAUAUUUCUGUGAUUUUUCCCAUGGCACUAUGGAUUUCUUAUAGAUCUUACUUUGCUUUAUAUGAAUGUUAUUAUAAAGAUAUAUUACAGUAUGUAAGAGUACGAUUUUUUUUGCUAAAAGACUUCUAGAUGGUCUGGGAACAAAGUCGGUAAGCGUGAAAAUCCACACAACAACAAAAUAAUUAAAAGAAUAUUCCAGGUUUAAUACAAGUUAUGCUUAAUUGACAGCACUUGUGGGAUAAUUUUGAUUACCGUAAAAUUUAUUUGCGACUCUCAUUUUCUUAAAAAAACAAAAAACAAUAAUAAAAAAAAAAAGUUAAAAGUUAAUGGGGCCAAUUUUAGAAGAUUAAUAUAAUAUAAUAUAAUAUAAUAUAAUAUAAUAUAAUAUAAUAUAAUAUAAUAUAAUGAUUUUAUGAAAAUGGUAAUUAUCGGCCAGGACAUUAUGCAGUAAUUUUAUGGAAAUUUCUGUUAACACAAUGCAAUGCAUAAGUCAAAAUACAGGUAAUACACCUGUAAAAAAAAAAAAAUAAACAAUACAGAAAAUCUUUUCAUAUUUAUACGGUACAUUGUGCCCUAUUUUUACGGUCUUUUUAUACAGUGAAUUCUUCUGUUGAAACUUGUGUAUUAUUUGAGCUAUAAAGUUGUUCUCAUUUUUAUGGUCAUUUUUGGGUUUCAGGUGUUCAGUUGUUGUAAAAUGGCAGCAAACACAUAAAAUUGGAUAUAAUUUUAGACAUUUUCACACUAAAAACAUGUUAACAAGUAUAUUGUUUACGUCUUGUGCUUAUUGAAACUGUGAGUAUUUUAAUAGAUUGGUCCCAUUCAUCUUUUUGCAUUUUUGUUGUAAUCAAUAUUAUGGUAAUUGCUGUCAAGCUUAACUUGUAUUGAACUAAACCUAACUUGAAUUGAAUAUUCCUUUAACAGUUGGAAUGAAAUCUGGAAAGCUCUAGAAUGACAUUCUGUGUUCCUUGUUCUCCUGUGGCCCAAACUGAAGGCUGCCCGGGAUCGUGAGCAGCACUCUGCUCCUUUUCAGAGGGAGAGAGUUGUAGAGGAAAUGCCUGGUGGAAGCCAGGAAUCAGAAUGAUUCAUGAGCGCAGGAAUGCUGGGAGAGGACAACUCCAUGCUGAAGUCAGAGGGCCCAGCAGUGAGCUCUGAUUUACUGUUGAGGCAAAUUACAAAGUGAGUGAGGAGACGGCGGGGGGAGCCCCCUUUUAAAACCAAUCAUUUCCUCUGUAUUCCCACGUGAUGUGUUUACCACGACACGCAGGCUUGAUGUUUCUUCUGUAGAAAAAAAGGUAAUCGUUCUGUUCUUUCCUGAGGCAGUGUUGCCAUUCGUUGGCCGUCUUUCUUCAUGAAGUGCUCAGAUCAACUUGCGUGAUCAAGAAAUGUACUAUUGUCAUUUUUUUGUUAGCGAUUCAUCUUUCCUGUAUUCCCCUUUUUUUUAUUUCAAGCUUUUGGUGUAAAGUUAUUUUUUUUGUGAAUGAGAUCCUCUGAAAAACAACAAAAAACAAGUUAACGAGGAAAACAUGUUUAAUUGAUGUGAGCCAUCACUAUGUCUACAAAUAGCCUGUGAGUCAACCUGAGCUGGCCUGUUUCAUUCCUGUUGUCUGUUCCACUGGAUGUUAAUGAGAACUGUCCGUUAGCGAUAUAAUGUCACAUUUACUUUGUAACCGUACGCGUUCCCUUCUGUCACAGAUCACCUUUUAUAAAUAAAGUUCUUUUCCAUCCUGUA